Vitrella brassicaformis is the source of this 1252-nucleotide messenger RNA. The record is from the annotation of a GenBank genome assembly. NCBI's taxonomy places the organism in Eukaryota, Vitrellaceae.
GCCGGCAAUGGAUAGAGAAGGGCAAAAAGGGCGGCAGCGGAAGACACUUGUCAUCCAAAGGAGAAAAGGACGUUCUUCCGUCUGCCGCUGCUGAUCUAUCAAGGUCCGGUCCUCUUCAAUGAAGGGGAAGCAGCAGCGGAGCUCUCAUCAUGACCAAUGUCGUCCUCCAAUGCUUCUUGCCGCCGUGUUGGUGAUCCUGCUGCUUGCUGUCGCCUUGCCGUUGACGUGUGUGGCAGCCCUUCAGGCAGUGAAGGUCCCGCAGCAAACAAGGCAUCAACGCCAAGGCCGGCAACCAUCACACGGAGCUUUUCAACCUGCCCCUCUUGCUCUCCCCCGUCGUCGGUCUCUCGCCCAGCGAGGCCGACUGACGAAGUCCUCCGCUACGGUCGGCAGCAAGGCGCUCUCAUCCAAGGCCUUCGAGCAGCCAACCAGGAGCUCGCCCCCCGGCCGCGUCCGUGUCGAAGAGGUGCCCUUCCAGUAAGCUAGUGGCUCAUUUGCACGGUAAAUCUCGCUCGAUUCAUUCAUUCCCGGUGCUUGUGUGUUCGCAGGGAUUUGAAGGCGCUGAGCCUCUUCUACGUGAUGUCCAACUGGGGUGCUCAGGGCCGGCUGCGUGAGCUGCAGGUGGCCGAGCUGGACAAGUACGUCUACAACGGUCUCAUCGAGCUGAUCGGACCCAACAGGAUCGUUCAGGACGGUGUGGUCCUCGCCGCCAAAGAUCCCCGCACUAACGCUCUCCUUGGGUGCGUCAACAUGGAGCUCAUGAAAGCGAAGAAGGGCACCAGGCUGCGCAGCGAAAUCGACAGUGGGAAACUAUCAGCAGCCGCUGCCACUGCCACUGCUGCCAAGGAUGGGUCCUCCUCUGGAGCUAGUCAAGCGCCAAACGUGGCAGUGAUAAGUGGUCUUGUGGUUGCCCCGCAGGCGAGGCGGCAGGGCAUAGGGCAGAAGCUCUGCCGCGAGUGUGAGAAGGUUGCGGCCAGAUGGGGCUUGACGUCGGUGUAUUUGUUCGUCGACCAAGUGAACACGCCGGCCAUUCAGCUGUACGAGCGGCUGGGGUACCGGUCUCUGUUUGUCGAGAAGCAGCCCAGGAAGGAGCCGUCGCGUUUCGGCGGCACGCAGCAGGUGGAGAGGGCGGCCGUGUGCAUGACGAGAGAUCUGGACGACAAGACCUUGUUGAUGGCCAAGCUGCCUGGCGUGAUAGCUGAGCCAAUGGAGUGGCUCACUAGCGCCCUCAGCUAGCGAUCGAUGGGAGAGG